Messenger RNA from Prunus armeniaca (apricot), 861 nucleotides. The record is from the annotation of a GenBank genome assembly. NCBI's taxonomy places the organism in Eukaryota, Viridiplantae, Streptophyta, Magnoliopsida, Rosales, Rosaceae.
AUGCUGGACUACGAAUGGGGAAACCCCUCCACCGUCAUGCUCUCCCCCGACAACGACCCCGGAUCCGACCCCACCCGACACCACCACAACACCACCACCAUUUUCGACCAUUACGCCUCCCAAGCCUCCCAAGCCUCCGCCUUCAACAACCUCGUCCCUCCUCCUCCUCCGCCGCAACAGCAAUCUCACCACGCCGCAUUUGCGCACCACUUUAACUCGGCCCAGGCCCAGCAGCUCCACUCCAUCUACGACGCCCACGCCUAUGCUAGCGCAUCGGCCUACGCGCCUCCAAACCACCACCCUCUGCUCUCCCUCGACCCGAUCCACGGCGGCGCGGCCCACGGGCUCAUUCUGGUCCCAAAAUCAGAGGACCUGUGCCGGCCCGUGGACUUCGCGUCGAGGAUCGGGCUCAACCUCGGCGGCCGGACCUACUUCUCCUCCGAGGACGACUUCAUGAACAGGCUCUACCGCCGGACCCGACCGGCCACCGACACCGGGUCGACCCACGCCCCGCGGUGCCAGGCCGAGGGCUGCACGGCGGACCUCUCCCACGCCAAGCACUACCACCGCCGCCACAAGGUCUGCGAGUUCCACUCCAAGGCCUCCACCGUCAUCGCCAACGGGUUGACUCAGCGAUUCUGCCAGCAGUGCAGCAGGUUCAAAAUUACCCCCAAUGCCCCUCCCCCCAAUCGCGUAAUGACCGAAAUGCCCCUGGGGUCUUGCUUGCUGUUCUCCUCCCGCCCGGCCAAUGAUUGGCGAAAUCCCAUUUGCCGGACACGGGGUCGAUCCCCAAAGGCACUUGCGUCCGUAUACAAAUUAUUACGUGCCCCGUUUUCCGUUUGGUUUGAUAAAUGCACGUGA